AUGAGCCUGUUCAACAAAUUUUUCGGAGGCAUGAAGCAAGAAGCUUCGAUUACUCUACAAGAAUCUAUUCAAAAACUUCGGGAAACAGAAGAUAUUCUUGAGAAGAGACAAGAAUUCUUGAAGAAACAAAUUGACGACGAAAAGCAUAAUGCCGUGAAGUAUGGAACGAAAUACAAGCGGAUGGCUCUCCUGUGUUUGAGUAGGAAGAAAGAUUUCGAGAAGCAGUUGAUCCAUAUUGACGGAGUUUUGGCUACUCUCAAACAUCAGAGAGAAACCCUCGACAAUGCUUCAACGAAUGCUGAAGUUCUUACGGUUAUGAAACUUGCCGAGCGAUGCUUUGAAAGCGGUUCAUAAUGACAUGGAUAGCGACCAAGUUCGUGAUUUGAUGGAUGACAUAGAUGAACAACGAGAAGUGGCGAAGGAAAUCGCGGAUGCUAUUUCAAACCCUGGCUUUAACAACGCAAUUGACGAGGCCGAAUUUGACGAGGCCUUGCUGCGCGAGUUGGUGGAAUUUGAACAGGAAGCACUUGACAAAGAUUUCAUUGAUGCGAGAGCUCCCCCAGUCACGCUUCCGGAUACUCCCAAUAUUGCACUUCCAGCCUCCAGACCGAGAGCUAAAGAAGCUGACAAGGAUCUAGAAGACCUCGAAAGUUGGGCAAACUAA
Caenorhabditis elegans is the source of this 664-nucleotide messenger RNA. The record is from the annotation of a RefSeq genome assembly. Lineage: Eukaryota; Metazoa; Nematoda; Chromadorea; Rhabditida; Rhabditidae.